AUGAGAGCCCAGCUGGUGUGUGUGGUGCUGCUGGCCUUGGCCUCCUGCAGCCUCUGCUCAGAUUCAGAAGAGGAAAUGAAAGCAUUAGAAGCAGAUUUAUUGACCAAUAUGUACACAUCAAAGAUUAACAGAGCAAAACUUCCUUACUGGAAAAUGACCCUGCUAAAUGUCUGCAAUCUUGUCAACAACAUAAACAACCAAGCGGGGGAAACAGUAGAGGUAGAUGAAGAGGAUCUUGUUUCAGGAAGACAGUUUCCUGCUGCUCUGGAUGGCUUCAGCUUGGAAGCAAUGCUGACAGUAUAUCAACUUCAAAAAGUUUGCCACAGCAGAGCCUUUCAGCAUUGGGAGUUACUUCAGCAAGAUGCUUUUGAUCUAGAGAACUCAAGCCAAGACAAGGAAAUAAUGAAAAGAAAAAAUCCCUAUAUUCUGAAACGGCAGCUACAUGUGAACAAAGCUAGAAGACCAUACAUACUCAAGAGAAGUUCAUAUUACUGAUGCAGCA
Molecule: messenger RNA, 502 nt
Organism: Gymnogyps californianus (California condor)
Lineage: Eukaryota; Metazoa; Chordata; Aves; Accipitriformes; Cathartidae
Gene: NTS
Product: neurotensin
Exons: 4
Coding region: 1-495 (164 amino acids)
Cellular component (GO): extracellular region; axon terminus
Molecular function (GO): neuropeptide hormone activity
Source: RefSeq, a predicted model, not a curated record